AGCGAGAUGGCGAGGGCCAAGCAGACGCUGGCGACAGGCGGCCGCAAGAAGCCUCCGAAUGCUCCUUCUCCCUCCCCGAAACCCCCCGCAAAGCGACCCCCGCCGCCCUCCCGCCCUCCGGCGCCGUGGAAGAAGCUCCUGCGGCCGCCGAAGAAGCGCUCGGAGCUGCUGCUUCCCUCCGCCGCCAUCCGGGGCCUGCUGCGAGGCGUCUGCGGCCUGCGGGCGAGCGUCGAGGUGCAGGGGGAGGCGGUGGCGGCGCUGCGGGCGGGCUGCGAGGCGCAGCUGCUGGCGCUCUUCGAGGACCUGAGGCUCUGCGCCGGCCACGCCGAGCGAGUCGCCGUCCACGCUGCCGACCUGAGCCUCCUGAGGUGCCUGCGGCUGGGGAGGGGUUGAGUUCUCUGCCCCCCGUCCCCCUCCCCUGCUCCCCGCGGCCCUCAGCCUUCGCCCCAGCGCUGCGGAGGUGGCUCCGGACCUGCCUGAGGCGCGUUGGAAGAGGUGGAUUUUGGGGGUGCUUUUUGGGCUGGAAAAUGCGGGUUUUGGGGGUGCUUAUUUGGAUCAAAAAUGCGGACUUUGGGGGCGCUUAAUUGGGUGGCAAAUGCGGACUUUGGGGGUGCUUAUUUGGGUGGCAAAUGCGGACUUUGGGGGGCGCUUAUUUGGGUUUAAAAUGCGGACUUUGGGGGGCGCUUAUUUGGGUUUAAAAUGCGGACUUUUGGGGGCGCUUAUUUGGGUGGAAAAUGCGGACUUUUGGGGGCGCUUUUUGGGCUGGAAAAUGCGGAUUUUGGGGGCGCUUAUUUGGAUCAAAAAUGUGGAUUUUGGGGGCGCUUAUUUGGAUCAAAAAGGUGGAUUUUGGGGGCGCUUAUUUGGAUCAAAAAGGUGGAUUUUGGGGGCGCUUAUUUGGAUCGAAAAGGUGGAUUUUGGGGGCGCUUAUUUGGAUCGAAAAGGUGGAUUUUGGGGGCGCUUAUUUGGAUCGAAAAGGUGGAUUUUGGGGGCGCUUAUUUGGAUCGAAAAGGUGGAUUUUGGGGGCGCUUAUUUGGAUCGAAAAGGUGGGUU
Molecule: messenger RNA, 1050 nt
Organism: Pogoniulus pusillus (Red-fronted tinkerbird)
Lineage: Eukaryota; Metazoa; Chordata; Aves; Piciformes; Lybiidae
Exons: 2
Coding region: 7-393 (128 amino acids)
Cellular component (GO): nucleosome
Molecular function (GO): DNA binding; protein heterodimerization activity; structural constituent of chromatin
Source: RefSeq, a predicted model, not a curated record